AUGCCCGACAUGCGAAAAAUCUUUCGGCGGCGAGAGAAGCAGCCGUCGACCGCGCUACCAACAUCUGCGCCUCUGGCGACCUCUGUGCCUCCUGUAUCCGUGCUUCCAACCACUGUGCCUACAACCUCGGAGUUUCCGAAUCGAAAGAAGAUACUCUCGUUGGGUAUCAAGGCCCUUCACUGCCCAGAGCCCUGUGAUGUUGACAUCGUGUUCAUACACGGGCUGUCUGGCGACAGAGAAAAAACAUGGACUGGCCCCAAUCAAACUGAACCCUGGCCCAAGACGAUCCUUCCGGACCGGCUUCCAACGGCCCGAAUCCUCGCUUUCGGAUACGAUGCCAAAUGGCUCAAGGACUCAUCAUCCAGGAAUAGAGUCCAGGAACAUGCAUCAAACUUACUGGCAUCCCUCGGGCAACAUCGAGACGAGGAUAACACGAGCAGUCGACCGAUUAUUUUUGUAUGCCAUAGUCUGGGAGGACUGGUUUGCAUGGAUGCCCUAGUACUCUCAGAACAGCAAGGGGGACAACACCAUCUUCCCAAGAUACACGAGCAAACAAUUGGCAUUGAAUUUCUAGGCACCCCCCAUCAUGGAUCGGACCUCGCUCCUUGGGCUAAGCUUCUUUCACGCUGCCUUCUUCCUAUGAAGCAGACCAACAGCGACAUCACCGGGGUACUGCGCCAUGAUUCCGAGGAGCUUGCUAGAAUCCAACAUAGUUUCCAUUUAAGGCUUCAACUACGCCCUCAGCUCGGAUUACCCGCAAUAUCCAUCACAUACUUCUUUGAGGAGCUACCCACGCCCCAUCUCGGAGUGAUCGUCCCCAGAGAGUCCGCCACAAGGCCUGGUUGCAACAAUAUUGGCAUACAUGCAAACCACUCUGACAUGACCAAAUUCGAGGAUGCUAAUGACGAUGGAUUUCUAAAAGUUAGUGGCGAGCUCCGCAGAUACAUUGAGGUUGCAAAGCAAGCCAGCUCCAAUGCCCGACUGCAUAUAGACAAGCAGGCUAGAAUACCUUUCACCGUACCUUAUUCAAGCAACGAAAACUUUAUUGGACGUAUAGAUAUCCUCCGGCAACUGGAAUCAUGGUUCGAUCUGAGCAACAUCAAUCGUACCUGGCAGCCAAGAAUAGCCCUGUACGGGCUCGGAGGUAUCGGAAAGACACAAAUUGCUAUCCAGUUCACGUACUGGCUGCGACGUCGCUACCCUGACGUGGCUGUGUAUUGGGUACAUGCAAGCAGUGCUGAUCGCUUCCGUCAGUCUUUCACUUCGAUCGCGCAAGAGUGUAGCAUUCCUGGCCUAGAUGAUCCUGAGAAUGAUGUGUUGGCACUAGUCAAGGCUUGGUUGGGGAGCAAAGACAACGGACGAUGGCUCCUGGUGAUAGACAAUGCUGAUGAUGAAGCCCUAUUUACAACACAUCAGCAAACUUCAGUAUCUUCUCCAAGAAGUAGUGGGAAUUUGGGGGGAUUUAUUCCCGAUUGCGCGAAUGGAAACAUACUAAUAACAACCAGGAACAAGAAAGCUGGUUCAAGGCUUACAAAAGGGAAGCAGCUGAUUGAAAUUGGCAAAAUGGACUUCUCAGAUUGUGUCAAACUGUUACAUCUUCAGCUUGACGACUCUGCGUCUACAGAACCCAUUGGCCGACUUUCCGCACAGCUCGAAUAUAUCCCUCUUGCUUUGGUCCAAGCGGCAGCCUUUAUGAAAGAAAACUCUGUAUCGAUUGAUCAUUACUUGGAACUUUUGAAGAAAAGGCCGGCCGACCUCCUGGGCGAAGAGUUUGAGGCUGUGGGACGAGAUGAAGAAAGUUUGCAUGCCGUUGCUGCAACUUGGAUGAUUUCCUAUCAACAAAUUCAACAGCGAAACCCCCUAGCCGGAGAGCUCUUGUCACUGAUGUCAUUCUUUGAUCGUCAAGAAAUUCCCCGUGUAUUUUUGCUCAACUACUAUGAGCGCCGAAACGACGGAAAAGACGGAGCCCUUGAAGUUACAAAAGCCAUCGGGCAUUUGCUAAGCUUCUGUUUAAUCAGAGAGGAAGCUAGUCAAAACAUCAACAUCCACCGACUUGUGCAAAUGACCACACGGAAGUGGCUCAGUAUUCAGCAUCAUGAAGAUGCUUAUGAAGGGGAGGCACUUUCAACGGUGUUGGAAAUGUUCCCAGAUGGAGGAAGUGUCGAAAAUUGGACGACCUGCACCGCGUACCUCGCACACGCUCAAGUGGUCAGAGGUUUAACGUCAUCGAUAGGGGAUAGAGAAAUGAAAAGGGCAGGUCUUCUCCAAAAACUUGGGGUAUUUUUUCGCGAAGAAGGGAGAUGGAAGGAGGCUGAAGAGGCACAUAAGGAAGCAGGGACAAUCUACAGAGAAGUAUGUGGCGAGGAAGACCAUACCACACUGCGAAGUAUGGGCAAUUUAGCCGCCACCUUCUGGGAUCAGGGGCGACUAAAUGAAGCUGAGAAGCUGCAAACUAAGGUCCUAGACCUUUGUCAGAGAGUUCUUGGCGAGGAACAUGAUGGCACGUUGAGCACCAUGGACAAUUUAGCCACCACCCUAGGGGAUCUAGGGCAACUAGAUGAAGCUGAGAAGCUGCAAAUUAAGGUCCUAGAGCUGCGUAAGAGGGUCUCUGGCGAGGAACACCCUUACACACUAAAAAGUACAGGCAAUUUAGCCACCACCUUCUGGAAUCAGGGGCGACUAGAGGAAGCCGCGCAGCUAGAGACCAAGGUCCUAGAGCUGCGUAAGAGGGUCCUUGGCGAGGAACACCCUGACACACUGCGAAGUAUGGACAAUUUAGCCGCCACCUUACAGGAUCUGGGGCAACUGGAUGAAGCCGAGAAGCUGGGAAUUAAGGUCCUAGAGCUAUAUAAGAGGGUCCUUGGCGAGGAACAUCCUGACACGCUGAGCAGUAUGAGUAGCCUCGCACAUAUGAGGAGAAAUCUUGGUCAACCAAAUGAGGCGCUCGAGAUGAUGAUGGAAUGCGUGGCGCUCCAGAAAAGAAUUAUUAACGCAGAUCAUCCUCAAACGCUUGCAUCUAUCAAAACCUUGAGAUCUUGGCGUUCUUCUCCGAUGGUUAGAACCAAUGCGCAACAAGAAGAGCAUGCUUAG
Clonostachys solani is the source of this 3090-nucleotide messenger RNA. NCBI's taxonomy places the organism in Eukaryota, Fungi, Ascomycota, Sordariomycetes, Hypocreales, Bionectriaceae. The record is from the annotation of a GenBank genome assembly.